AUGGAGGAGUAUCUGAGGGAGAAGAAGUUCUAUGAAAUGAGCGGUUUACCCUGGAGGAGAGGAUAUUUGUUUUAUGGUGUACCAGGUGGUGGGAAGAGUUCACUCAUCGCUGCAUUGGCUCAUGAGCUUCAACUUGAUAUUUACUUGAUCAAUCUCGGUGCAAAGGGCCUCGACGACGAUAGGCUUCAAGGAUUACUUCAAGCUUGUCCCGGUAAUUGUAUAUUGCUCAUGGAAGAUAUCGAUUGCGCAUUCAAGAAACGUAAAUCGAAAAGACGAUCCCGGAGACGACAAUCAUUAUCAUCUUCUUCAUCCUCGUCUUCAUCGAAUUCAUCCUUAGAGUCAGAGUCUGGUUCUGACACUUCCACCUCCUCCAAGUCUUCAUGUAAGAAAGACAAGAAAGACGAAAAGGGUAGAGACGAUAAGGACAAGAAGGAUAAGAAGAAGUCCAACACCAACAAUCAUCCUCAACAAGGUUUCGGAAGUAAUUUGAGUCUCUCGGGAUUGUUCAAUGCUCUCGAUGGAGUGGCCAGCUCCGAAGGGAGAUCACUGUUUUGCACGACUAAUUGGGUCGAUAAGAUUGAUGAAGCGUUAUCGAGACCAGUCACAUCUGAGAAGGACACCAAGUUCGAUCUCGACACACUGGCAGAGGAGUUGAGCCAGGCGAUACCCGAAGGUAAAGUAUCGGUAUCCGCAUUACAAGGGUAUUUGAUGCGAUUCAAGCGCGAGCCUACCAAAGCUAUCGAGAGUGUGGCCGAUUGGUUGGAGAAUGGUUGUGGGAAAGGUCCGACAAUGACUCUGACCAAGAAGGGCAUGGAAAUGAGGAAAUUGGAUAGUGGGAAGGAUGGGUUGGACACCGUCAAAGAGAGACAGGUGAAGAAGGCGAAGGAGGAUAAGAAGGACGGGAAAGAUAAGCAGGAUAAGAAAGGCAAGAAAGGUAAAAAAGAAACGAAGGACAACGAAGACAAAGGGAUAGCUCAAGAUACGAAAGAUGACGAUGCGAAAGGCGGUGACUCGGACAGGAGUGAAACAUUGAAAGUAGAGAAUGACAAGGGGGGCGAUGGAUCAAAGGAGGGAAAUGGGCUCAAUGAUGAUAGAGAGGAGUAG
This is a messenger RNA of Kwoniella mangroviensis CBS 8507, 1104 nucleotides long. RefSeq lists its product as uncharacterized. Bases 1 to 1104 code for a protein of 367 amino acids. Gene Ontology annotation, molecular function: ATP hydrolysis activity; ATP binding. The record is from RefSeq and is a predicted model, not a curated record. The transcript is spliced from 5 exons. Lineage: Eukaryota; Fungi; Basidiomycota; Tremellomycetes; Tremellales; Cryptococcaceae.